This is a messenger RNA of Homarus americanus (American lobster), 558 nucleotides long. RefSeq lists its product as uncharacterized. Gene Ontology annotation, molecular function: nucleic acid binding. NCBI's taxonomy places the organism in Eukaryota, Metazoa, Arthropoda, Malacostraca, Decapoda, Nephropidae. The transcript has 2 exons. The record is from RefSeq and is a predicted model, not a curated record. The coding region runs from base 1 to 558 and encodes 185 amino acids.
AUGUGGAAGAAUGGUGCCAUUCAUGCAAUGUCUGUUGCGCCAAAGAAAGUACCAAAGCUACACAUGCGUGCCCUACUGCAGUUGUACCAUGCAGGCGCACCAAUGAAGAGGGUCGCAGUGGAUAUUACAAGACCUAUGCCACUCACUGCAGGAGGGAAUAGGUACAUCUGUUCUGCCAUGGAUUACUUCACUAAGUGGCCAGAAGUAUAUGUCAUCCCAAAUCAGGAAGCCACAACUGUUGUCAGGUCAGACGGAAUGGUAGAAAAGUUUUAUUGGACCUUGGGGCAAGAACUGGCCAAGUACUGUGCUGAGGGGCAGGCAGAAUGGGACCAGAAGCUGCCUGCUCUGCUGAUGGCAUAUCGGUCGGCUACCCACGAGUCAACUGGAUACACACCGGCAAAACUGAUGCCGGAUCACGAACUGUGGCUGCCAGUGGACCUGCUGACAGGAAGACCACCUGAUGAAGAACUUCCUGAAGAAACCACCAGCUACGUCAAAAACCUCCAAAAAAUGUUGACGGAGGUCCACCAUCAAGUUCGAGGAGCUGUGGAGUUUUAA